Diprion similis is the source of this 827-nucleotide messenger RNA. Its product is annotated as farnesol dehydrogenase-like. The record is from RefSeq and is a predicted model, not a curated record. The transcript has 5 exons. NCBI's taxonomy places the organism in Eukaryota, Metazoa, Arthropoda, Insecta, Hymenoptera, Diprionidae. Bases 32 to 790 code for a protein of 252 amino acids.
UCCGCAGAGUACUCCGUUUAAAAUUGGAAUCAUGGAUCAAUGGAUUGGAAAAGUUGCCGUGGUAACCGGUGCCAGUGCUGGAAUUGGUGCAGCGGUUACCGAAGCCCUGGUCAAGCAGGGUCUCUUGGUCGUAGGAUUUGCCAGGCGAUUAGAGAAACUUGAAACUUUGUCAGCGAGCCUGAAAGGAGCAAAAGGUAAGUUUUACGUGAAACAGUGCGACCUGACGAAGGAUCAGGAUCUCCUCGACGCCUUGGAAUGGGUGGAUUCAGAAUUUGGAGGCAUCGAUGUCUUGAUCAACAACGCUGGUGUCGUCAAUGCAACCACAUUCUUAGAUGACGACAUCGCUGACUUCCGGAAUAUGCUGAACGUGAAUUUCGUGGCUGGUGCAAUCGCCACCCAAAAAGUAGUGGCUUCGAUGCAGAGCCGGAAGGCUCGCGGUCAUAUUAUCAACUUAAACAGCAUUGCUGGGCACUCGAUCCCCGCCGUGCCGAUCGGUAUGAGUGCAGAAAGUUCGACUAAAUAUGCGGUAACAGCCUUGACUGAGCUCGUAAGGAGGGAGCUCGCCGUAGCCAAUGCCAACAUCAAAAUAACAAGUAUCAGUCCAGGAUACGUGGUAGGAACGGAAAUUCUUGCAAAAGCAGAAUAUGACCCAGCCGAGUUAGAGAAGAUUAAAGAUCUUCCUUACAUCGAACCUAAGGAUAUUGUCAAUGCCAUCAUCUUCGUUUUGGGAACCCCGCAAAACGUCCAGAUAACCGAAUUAACAAUUCGACCCUUGAACGAGUUGUUGUAGUGAGAACCAAGUUGAGGAUUUGCCAACGGAUUUGAAA